AUGCCUAGUAGAACUGACCCUAUUCGUGGCGCCAUCUCUUCAAGGGAGCGAAGACAAUUAAGAGAUUCUUUAGAAUUUUGGACCGAAUACAUCCAGAUGACACUGCAGCGAUUAAGAAAUAUACCAAGGCCAAGUCCAAGUAUAUCAAGGUCAAGUCCACCAUGGCCAAGGACACCAAUGUCAUCGCCAUCUCCGACGCCACCAUCGACUCCACCAUCAUUUUCAUUUGAAAAAAAAACCUCUACGAC
Molecule: messenger RNA, 248 nt
Organism: Funneliformis mosseae
Lineage: Eukaryota; Fungi; Glomeromycota; Glomeromycetes; Glomerales; Glomeraceae
Source: the annotation of a GenBank genome assembly